GAUGUCUGAUGUGAUUGCAAUUUGCAUGGCGCAUGCAAAUACUAAGUACCAACCGCUUCAAAAUUCAAUCUGUGGUUUCAAUAAUUCAAUUAAUUAUUCCAUUUCCAUACUAUUUUGUGAUACUGCUUUUUAAAACAUUGUAAAUACGUAAUUACCUACUAACGUUUACUAGUACAACACAGACAAAAUGGAAAUGUCUAGAUUUUCAGACCCUUCUCCUGAUUCAUUAGAGAAUCAACAGUCAAAACGCGUCAAAACAUUUAUACUGCCGGACAAUUGUUUCGAGAAAAAUGUCGCGUGUGCUUGGAGACGCGGGAAUAAGUUUGGUAUAUACCCGCGCGCGCAAAAAGCCGGCAAAACAUCUGACGCAUGUGAUGACAAAAUUUUAGACAUACGACAAGAAAUUUUACUUUUUACGCCUAUUUUCCGCAAAUUUGUGAACGAAGCGAAUGGAGCAUUCCUGUCCGUGCAAAGCGCAGCUGAAGCGGCAAAGACGUCGGAUAAUCCAGUUGACUUUGUGAGAUUGUCUCGUCUGUAUCGUUCUAUUACACGAGUAUGCCUGGAGAGCUUGCAAGAAGCCGCAAAAAAGGAAACGGACGGUGUCGAAAUCAAGAAUCUUCAUACAUUCAUAACUAUAAUCUAUUCAAUUGAGUGUGUUUGGCAUUUAUGCGAGAUACUGUAUGUAGAUGUCAUACCGGGGGAAGUUGUUCUGCCGUUCAUAUUGGACUGGGUCAGAUUCCACUACCCGAGUCAUGAGCAGAGUGCUGCUGUUAUGUUGGAGGCUUGUGAACGAGGUUCGGAAGAUAAUCCUGAGUACUGGGACACAGUGAUGGGAAUGGUUAUUCAAGGAAGAAUAGAUGUGGCAAGAGCACUACUUAAGCUUCACUCAAAUUCUGAUAGUAAUGAAUUUAAGUUACUUGAUAAUUCAUUGAGGACCAUGCCUAUGUAUAGUGUUUACAGUGGGAUAUCAAGUGGAGAGUUUAUAAUAACAUGGAAGCAUUGGCAGGCGGAGUGUCGGUCCAAGCUGACCAGUCAGGUUUUGGCACAACAACCACAACUGGAACUUAUUUUGAGGAUAAUGAUUGGUGACUACAAUGCGUUCGAAACGAUCCGCGCCAAAUAUCUUUCAUGGUUUGACGUGAUAGGAGGUUGGAUUCUAUUCACGACCCCGUGGGCGAAGCGCCGGGAGCUGUCGAGCGCUGCGUCCGCGUGCGCAGGCUUAGCGACUACUACACGGACACAUUUGGAUGUUAUGGUGCAGGCUGUGAUGGAAGGUGAUUUGCAUCAGGUCAUACAUGAAAUACAACAAAUAUCAGACAACGGCUGGUUCGUCACUCACCUCAUAGACAUGCUCUACCACUGCGGCAAGCUGCAGAUCGUGGAUAAGCAUCAAGUUGAUGUUACAGCCCGGCUGCGAGACAGUCUCAUCCUCGAAUAUGGUUCGCUCAUGAUGGAACACAAAUCCCUCUGGUCGGUGGGGCUAUCGUACCUGGCGACAUGUCCGCCAGAAGGUCUGAAGAGAGCCGAGCUGCUGCUGGAGAGGAUCCCGCUGGAUUCAGAGGCGAAAGCCAUGAGGAUUAUUGCGGAAGCAAAUAAAUAUGGGUUGAAUGAAGUUGUGCAAACGGUAUGCGGGUGUAUGUCAACACGGCGGCUGUCCGCGGGGCAGGUGGGCGGCGCGCUCGCGUGGGGCGCCCGGGCGCGCGCCCCCGCGCUGUGCCGCCGCGCCGCGCACACCGCGCUGCGGCGCUACUGUGGCGGGGCGCGCGCCGACCUGCUGCCCGCCGCCGGCGCCGCGCUGCUGGUGGACGGCACGCUGCUGCUGCUGGGUAAAUACUGCGACUUUCACAGACUGUACAAGGGUAGGGAGUUCAAGAAAGCUGCUAAGUUACUGGUCUCUUUAAUGACUUCCAAGAUUGUUCCUGACUAUUUCUGGGAAACACUCCUCCUAGACAGUCUGCCGCUCCUCGAGACGGAGACACCGGUGCUAUCCGCUGAAGACACGUACGAGAUCAUGCUGUGCCUCGAACUCCGCGCUGCCCAACUCACUGGGGAGAAGGCUGAACUCUUGAGGCUGGCACUGGCUAGGAACCUAGCGAGGACAGCGCUGAUGGAUGAUAAGGAUGAAGAGUAGUAUGACUGUGAUUCAGUGUUGUGCUGUGCAUGUCAGUACAGCGAAGGGUUUUAAAAUUAAAGGAAAUUAGCGGGAUGUGUUGUGAUACGAAAUGUUAAAGUGAUGUGUACCAAUGGAGAGAUAGACAGGUUGUAAGCAUUUUAUAACCGCAAAUUUUAUAAAACAGGUUAAAACUUUUUCACUUGCCCACACAUGUCAGGACCUUUCGUAUUGUCAUUCUGGAGUGUAUACAAAAUUUAUAUAUGAAAUAUUUGUGGCAAACAGAAUUUUGGAAUUUUAUUGUAAACAAUAUAAACUGUAACCCUUAUGUUUAGGAAUAAAAGGCUAUAUUAUUAUUUAAUACUAGCGGUCCGCCCCGGCUUCGCCCGUGGUACAUGUUUACGUUUUCUCUACAUAAAAUCCAUCCUCGUACUUCAAGAAAUAUAAUAAAAAAAGAAUUAUCGAAAUCGGUUCAGCCAAUCUCGAGUUAUGCGCUUACCAACACAUUUUGCGAUUCAUUUUUAUAUAUAAGAUUAUUAAUAAACUGAUAUCAUAACAAAGUAUUUUUUGGUUUCUAAUUUUUUAUGUAGAUACUUUAACAUAUUAAAAGAGUGAAAUUCAUAAUAUGAUCACAAAUUUAAAAUGUGUAUCAGUAAUUAUUAAGCCUCUAAGUUCUCUUAGUAAUUAAGCCUCAACUAAAUAAUGUAUACUUACCAUUAAAUUUAUGAUUUCAUAAACAAAAAUUGAUUAAAAUGAUUUAAAACAUUUGUUGCACAAAAAACUCAAAAAUGAUUUCCGGAAACGUGAGUCCUGAAAUGAAACAAGUAAUGUAAUAUUUAAAAAAAAUUAGGAUUAUGAUUUUUGAUACUUUAUAAACAAAUAAUAUCAAAAUAGAAUAAGUUUUCUGUUUAUGUGAAACACUUUUAAAGGAGCUACUGUGUGGCAAAAUAGUUAUAAGAUAAAGAGUAAGCUAAUAAAAAGGUUGAUUUUGA
This is a messenger RNA of Colias croceus (clouded yellow), 3102 nucleotides long. RefSeq names its product nuclear pore complex protein Nup85 (gene Nup75). Gene Ontology annotation, biological process: mRNA export from nucleus; protein import into nucleus; positive regulation of DNA-templated transcription. Gene Ontology annotation, molecular function: structural constituent of nuclear pore. The record is from RefSeq and is a predicted model, not a curated record. The transcript is spliced from 9 exons. Bases 188 to 2131 code for a protein of 647 amino acids. Lineage: Eukaryota; Metazoa; Arthropoda; Insecta; Lepidoptera; Pieridae. Gene Ontology annotation, cellular component: nuclear pore outer ring.